CGUCACAGAUUUUUCAACAAAAAAAAUCAACAAGAGCAUCAUUGCUUCACUGUGCCGCCCAUUCCAUUCCAACCAUUGGUCCAACAACAUACUGCCUACAUCCCUGAUUUCGCCUCAUACCAUCGCCCUGUUUUCCUCGUAUUUUUUAAGAAAAAGACAUCCCCAAAUUUCCACCAUGGCAAGUAAUGAAGACAAACCGGCGGCGAAAGAGGAUGAGAAUGCUGGAAGCUGGAAAGAUUCUAUCUUCAACCCAAGGACAGGAGAGUUUUGUGGGCGCACAGCGAAGAGCUGGGGUAAGACAACCUGGACCGGGGCUGGGGGAUAGCCCACUGUCGAAAACCAUUUUAAAAAAUUUUAUUAAUCAAAUUGCAGGCUAUUCGAUUUGGAUGUGCAUAUUGUCACAUAGCCUAAUAUCGGAUAGUAAUAUUAUAUUCCAUCCACCCAUUAAUUCAUGGUCUCUAUCAUUGCGAGGCAAUGGUGGCCUGAUAGUGUGACAAUGAAUCUAUUUCUGUCUCGUUGGUUUUGAAGCGUCAUAUUGUCAGCCUCUCAUGAUGUGUGUGUGCGCGCGCGCGUACGUGUGCGCAUGGUGCGUGUGUGUGACACCUUGUACAUUUCAGCACUGAUUAGCGCAAGAUAGAUGAAUGAGACUAGACCACCUUUAUGCAUAAUAAUUACAGACCAAUACUCAGUGUAUUUCCAAUUAAGAUCACAAAUAGACAUAUAGGCUACAACUCAAAUACACGGUUUAUGAGAUAUAAGGUGGGCUAUACCUUGUCUAGGCCUUCUUUGGAAACCCCCCAUUUUGGAAUUAUAAACUAUAUGCAAAUGAUAUUCAUUCAUUAGAUCAUACAUUAAAUGAAUGUUCUCUUUUCAGAACAAUUUGAUUAGAAAUCAUCAAUAUCUGCUCUGUAGUGUAUUGUACUACAUCAGUAGUAUGCAAAAAAAAAUCUGCAGUGUGUGCCUGUGUGGUUGUGUGUGUGCACAUGUAUGUGAAUACAUGUAUGUGAGUGGGAAUCAUCUGGAACAGACCAAUUUAUGGCUAUCUAACAGCCAGCUAGCAUGAUUAUGUGAAGACCUUGAUGUUAAAUCCGUCACUGGUGUUACUAGUGAGAUAUACCACCCACACAAAGAGAAAACAUGAACAUAUUCUCAUUUAUGGAAUUUAUAUCCUCAAUGUAUAGCAGUAAUCUAUGGUUACUUUGAAGAUGGUGAGCUGAGCUUGCUCUAUCUAUGCGAGCUAGCAGCUUGCAUUAAGACCCUGUGUGGUGCUGUGCAGUGGGAUGCUCCUCUACUCUAUCACUCUGUCACAACACCUCCUCCCACCAAGGCUGCAUGGCUGCCCACAUUAGCAUGCUUGUCAAGGUCAAAUGAGUUUCCCCCUCGAUCACGCUGCAGGUGCAUGAUGGGAAUUUGUUGGAGGAGAGUGGAGUGAGGGGGGGGAGGGUGGGAGGUAGGAAGGGGAGGCAAAUAUUUCAGAAUCCUCCAUUCUCUGCUGGUUAUGUGAGAGGUGUAGGCUGUAGGCCUAGUGUGUGAUGAACGACCUGCUUGUCUGUUUGCAUGGUAGGCCCAGUUCUUAUGUUAUAGCCCAUGUCGUUCAAUGGCUUCAUAUGAAAUGCUUACAUCCAUUAUAAUAUUAUAUUGGCUCUGCAAUUUACAUUAAUAUGCAUUAAGAGACAUUACAGUUCUGCAGGAUUUGAAUUAUAUAUAAAUUCUUGGGGAUGGCCUGGCUCGAUAUACACUGAAUGUACCAAACAUUAGGCAUACGACCUGUUCAAAGGCACUUAAAUCUUUUGUCUUGCCCAUUCACCCUCUGAAUGGCACGCAUACACAAUCCAUGUCUCAAUUGUCUCAAGGCUUAAAAAUCCUUCUUUAACCUGUCUCCUCCCCUUCAUCUACACAGAUUGAAGUGGAUUUAACAAGUGACAUCAAUAAGGGAUCAUAGCUUUCACCUGGAUUCACCUGGUCAGUCUAUGUCAUGGGAAGAGCAGAUGUUGUUAAUGUUUUGUAUACUCAGUGUAUAUUUCUAAAACUUAUGGGGGUGCCCAGUGCCCAGCACCCAUGGGCAGCCCUGUCAUUUGAUAAGGUUUCAGACUUGGACCUCUCAAUCAAAAUACUAGGCUGUUCUGUCAUCUUUGAUCAUUCUGCCUAUCAUCAUAAGAAAACAAAAUGCAUACCUUUGCGCAACAAAAUGCUGAGGCUUGAAAUUGGUCCUCAUCUAUCCUUUCCUACUUAUCAUGUUAUUUACAUGGAAAGCUGUCCUUAUUGAAAUGACUAACAUUUACAUGGAUUAAUUAUCUAAAUACACAUUGAUGAACUAAUAUGGCAGAGGCAGUUCACCAAACGUCCCUCAUGUGAUCAGAUGUGUGUAGACCUAGCUUUUAGCUCGGAGGGCUGACACAGUCUGGGUGUCUAAUCUCUCUUACUCUCUUCAGAAGAGAGUAGAGAGGAGAGAGAGAGAGAGGAGGGAGAGAGGAGAGAGAGGGAAGAGAGAGAAGGAGGGAGGAGAGAGAGAAUAAGAGAGAGGAGAGAGAGAGAGAGAGGAGAGAGCGCGAGAGAGAGAGAGGAGAGCGGAGGAGAAGGAGAAAAGAGAGAGAGAGAGGAGAGGAGAGAGAGAGAGAGGAGAGAGGAGAGGGAGAGAGAGGAGAGAGAGGGAGAGGAGAGAAGAGAGAGAGAGGAGAGAGGGAGAGAGGAGGAGAGAGGAGAGGAGAGAGGAAGAGAUAGUGGAUAAACUGAAGCUGACAUAGUUAGUGAGGGUACGUCUAAUGUAUCUAUCUUGUCUCUAAACUCUUUUAAUCGAUCUUCUAUCUCUUUCUCAUUCUCUCUCUCUCUUCUCUCUCUCUAUCUAUCUCUUCUCUCUUACUCGCUCUGUCAUCUCUUCUCUUCUCUUUAUCUCUCUCUCUCUCUCCUCUCUCUCUUCAAUUAUCUCCUCUCUCUCUCUCUCUCUCUCUCUACUCUCUCUCUCUCUCUCUCUCUCUCUCCAGGCCUCAUCCUCCUGUUCUACCUGGUGUUCUAUGCGUUCCUGGCUGGGAUGUUCGUCCUCACCAUUUGGGUCAUGCUGCUGACACUGGACGACUAUGUGCCAAAGUACCGUGACCGGGUGCCACACCCAGGUGAGUAGCACCACAGGGAGAUUAUUUAUUCAAUCAGUCAAUCAAUCAAUCAAUCAAUCAACCAAUAAAUCAACCAAUCAAUCCACCAAUCAGUCAAUUGAAUCAGAUUGGCAGAUUAUUGAUUAUUGGGAGAUUAUUAGCGUACAGGGACAUUCUGAGCACAAGGUUUAUCGGUUAAGGUAGUCAGCGUUUUUUUUUAAACCUGAGAAUCCUGUGGACUACUAUUGGUCAAUAUUGCCACUGUUGAAUGAUGGGAUUUUGGUUUCAACUGUAAUAGUAAUGGCCAAACUCUUUAUAUACUGUCUGUUUGGCAACACUUUAUUUAAAGGGUACCUAUAUAAGGAUGAAUGUGUUAUGUAUGGGUUAUGACUGUGUUAUGUAUGGGUUCUGAAUGUGUUAUUAAUGGGUUCUGAAUGUGUUAUGUAUGGGUUAUGAAUGUGUUAUGAAGCCCUUAUGUAGGUAUCCUUUAAAUUAAGGGUUUCUGGGUUUACCAAACAACAUUGGUGACCCUGAUUUCUUUAUUAGUAGAUUUAACUAUGAUUUACCAUGUAUUUUUGAUGACCCUGAAGGUAGUUGUGAUCUCAUACUGUACUCUCUGUCCCUUAGGGUUGGUCAUCCGGCCCAAGGAAUUGGACAUGGUGUUUAACAGAUCCCAACCUCUCCAGUGCGCCCCGUUUGUCCAGAGUUUAGAGUCUUUCCUGAAACGUGAGUAUGGUUUUUGUUGUCUCCUUGCCCUUUUCUCUCUGUCUAACUUGCCCUCUUUUUUUCUCUCUCUUUCUCUCUCUCAAUUUUAAAUGUACUGUUCAAUAAUGCUUUAUUGGCAUACAGUGGGGGAAAAAAAGUAUUUAGUCAGCCACCAAUUGUGCAAGUUCUCCCACUUAAAAAGAUGAGAGAGGCCUGUAAUUUUCAUCAUAGGUACACGUCAACAAUUUUUUUCUCCAGAAAAUCACAUUGUAGGAUUUUUAUGAAUUUAUUUGCAAAUUAUGGUGGAAAAUAAGUAUUUGGCCACCUACAAACAAGCAAGAUUUCUGGCUCUCACAGACCUGUAACUUCUUCUUUAAGAGGCUCCUCUGUCCUCCACUCGUUACCUGUAUAAAAGACACCUGUCCACAACCUCAAACAGUCACACUCCAAACUCCACUAUGGCCAAGACCAAAGAGCUGUCAAAGGACACCAGAAACAAAAUUGUAGACCUGCACCAGGCUGGGAAGACUGAAUCUGCAAUAGGUAAGCAGCUUGGUUUGAAGAAAUCAACUGUGGGAGCAAUUAUUAGGAAAUGGAAGACAUACAAGACCACUGAUAAUCUCCCUUGAUCUGGGGCUCCACGCAAGAUCUCACCCCGUGGGGUCAAAAUAAUCACAAGAACGGUGAGCAAAAAUCCCAGAACCACACGGGGGGACCUAGUGAAUGACCUGCAGAGAGCUGGGACCAAAGUAACAAAGCCUACCAUCAGUAACACACUACGCCGCCAGGGACUCAAAUCCUGCAGUGCCAGACGUGUCCCCCUGCUUAAGCCAGUACAUGUCCAGGCCCGUCUGAAGUUUGCUAGAGUGCAUUUGGAUGAUCCAGAAGAGGAUUGGGAGAAUGUCAUAUGGUCAGAUGAAACCAAAAUAGAACUUUUUGGUAAAAACUCAACUCGUCGUGUUUGGAGGACAAAGAAUGCUGAGUUGCAUCCAAAGAACACCAUACCUACUGUGAAGCAUGGGGGUGGAAACAUCAUGCUUUGGGGCUGUUUUUCUGCAAAGGGACCAGGACGACUGAUCCGUGUAAAGGAAAGAAUGAAUGGGGCCAUGUCUCGUGAGAUUUUGAGUGAAAACCUCCUUCCUAGCCAGUCUCCAGAUCUCAACCCCAUAGAAAAUCUUUGGAGGGAGUUGAAAGUCUGCAUGGAGGAAUGGGCCAAAAUACCAGCAACAGUGUGUGAAAACCUUGUGAAGACUUACAGAAAACGUUUAACCUGUGUCAUUGCCAACAAAGGGUAUAUAACAAAGUAUUGAGAAACUUUUGUUAUUGACCAAAUACUUAUUUUCCACCAUAAUUUGCAAAUAAAUUCAUUAAAAAUCCUACAAUGUGAUUUUCUGGAAUUUCUUUUCUCAUUUUGUCUGUCAUAGUUGACGUGUACCUAUGAUGAAAAUUACAGGCCUCUCUCAUCUUUUUAAGUGGGAGAACAUGCACAAUUGGUAGCUGACUAAAUACUUUUUUCCCCCACUGUAUCUAUGAAAUACAAUGUUGCGUUAUGGGUCGUUCCCAAAAAUGAGUGCCUUUUGCGCCCCUUUGAUAUUUUAAGUAGAACUUGUGCACAAAUAUUGAAAACUUAAUAAAUUCAAUAAUUUGAAUAAAGACUUGCUAAAGUGCCCAAAUUCAGCAUUUUGACAUCCUCUGUGACUUUCAGGAAGAUUUUAACCCAAUUAACCGCAACAUUUCUCCAAGUUUUCACCAUCAUUGUAAAGCCUUAGUUAUUUUGUUGCUUUGACAAAGUCAUUUCUGAAGAUGAUUAUUUCUUUAAUGUGAUUAGUGGCUCAUUUUAAGGGGGAAAAAAACAAUAUUUCCCUAAUUUUAAGGUCAACCCUGUUACGUGAUCUGAACUCACAUUUUAAUAUGGUGAAACUAUUCCUUUUUAAAUAUUCCAAACAUAUAAUAGUCAAACCAUAGUGUAAAAGCAGCUGGUUCUACUCUUGUUGGCCAUUUUCUGCUGUUUUGUGGUGGAAAACUGAGAGGGUCGAGCAAAACACGUCAACCCUGUUGCCCAUAGACAGACAGGCUCGAAAUGUUUUCACAAUGAACUUGUUUUUGUUACGCUUGCAUUCAAUUGCCCCUCCCACACAACAAGCUUCCAUCCCCCCUGUCACAAGGGGAUCUAUGGCUGAUUUAAAGGCCCAGUGCAGUCAAAAACAUGAUUGUUCUGUCUUUUAUAUACUGUAUAUUUCCACACUAUGAGGUUGGAAUAAUACUGUGAAAUUGUGAAAAUGAUGAUAAUGCCUUUUCUGUGUAAGAUCUGUUUGAAAAGACCACCUGAAAUUUCAGCCUGUUUUAGUGGGAUGAAGUUUUGGCCUGCCUGGUGACAUCACCAGGCGGUAAAUUAGUUAAUAGACCAAUAAGAGAGAGAGUUCCAAACUCUCUGCUAAUAACAGCUGGAGCUUGAUUCAAUCAGAUCCGCAUUAGCCAACAUCCGCAUAGCGGUUGUUUUGACGGUGUCGGAGGUGGAACUGUGUUAGAGCUGUCAAAUCCACAAGUGGCUUCCGGCAUCAUACCUAAAGCGGACAUUGCCAUUGGCUGCACAGAGUCGCAUUAACAGAAAUCCUAUGCAGCCUUGUUUUCGAACAGUGGAUUGUGAGAUGUAAUCUACACCUCGAUUAGGAUGAUAGAAAUCCUCAUUAUUUAGUUGAAUGAUUUUUCAUUUUUAGCGUAAUUAUUUCUAUAUAGCCUACACUUUCUCGUUCGGAACUUCUAACGUGAGUGGGGCGUGUGUGGCUUCAUGACAAUGAUCUCAAGAGAAGCUGCUCAUCGAUUUGAAGGCUCCAACACAGUUCCACCUCUGACAACCGCCAAAACAUCCGCUAUGCGGUGUCUGAUAUCACCAGUUAACACUUGAUCUGAUUGAAUCUUGGCCCUAGUUUUCUAUUUUCUCCUCACCACUCAGACCACUCCCAGACAGUCCUAGCAAAAUUCUUGCUUGAGAAAUUGCUCUUUGCUAAGAAACUAUUUUUGUUUCUUAAGAAAAUAAAAGCCUGAUGAAGUUCCAUGGCAGAAAUCAGCUAAAGAGGGAUCGGAACCCGGUGUAAAUCAGUGACGCCUCGCAGCACGUCAAACCAAUCAAAUGCCUUGCUUGGGCGGAGUUCUAAAGGUGCACACCAGAUAGUGCAGUAGGAGAAACAGUGCAUGAGGAUUAAACACGUCUACAAAAUAUUUCAGACCAAAAAAAUUGAACGUUUGCAGCACGCUGCUUUUCACGACAUUUCUCUGUUAUUUCAAGAUGAGCUAAAGCUGCAGCAAGAGGGAAGAAAUGAUUUACAAUGCUGGCCAUGUUUAAUUUUGACGUUUCUGAAGUGAUAUUUGGCUGUAAAGGCUAGCAUGAGGGACAAGAAGUAGCUAGUCACAAUGAGGUUCAUUUUGAGAAAAGUCUAAUAACCUUGUAGGCUGCCUAUGUAUAACUAGCUAGCUACUAGCUAGUUCAAUUUCUCUCACGAUUAUAAAGCCCAAUAUGUUAAUAAUAACGCUCUCUUCAUUUGCAAACAGGAUUUCACGUCUUUCCAUAUCUGAGAACAGAAAACAUCACAAAGAAACCGGCUUCAUUAUACUCAAAUUAGACAGCACUGAAUAUUAUGUUGCUAUUAUCUCUAUGUUUUCCCCUCUAGGGAAUGGAACUGGAUUAUCUUUUCAUAUUGUCCUCCCACAAAAUGACCUUCCCUAUCCAGUAGCCUACACUCUCCCUUUACUGACAGCUGGAGCUUAAAUUUCACCCUCUUCCAUGGCUGUUAUCUACAAAUGCAUUUGGAGACUAUGUUUUUAAUUUACAAUGAUUACAUCAAGAUAGCUACAGUGAGGGAAAAAAGUAUUUGAUCCCCUGCUGAUUUUGUACGUUUGCCCACUGACAAAGAAAUUAUCAGUCUAUAAUUUGAAUGGCAGGUUUAUUUGAACAGUAAAAGACAGAAUAACAACAAAAAAAUCCAGAAAAACGCAUGUCAAAAAUGUUACAAAUUGAUUUGCAUUUUAAUGAAGGAAAUAAGUAUUUGACCCCGUCUCAAUCAGAAAGAUUUCUGGCUCCCAGGUGUCUUUUAUACAGGUAAUGUGCUGAGAUUAAGAGCACACUCUUAAAGGGAGUGCUCCUAAUCUCAGUUUGUUACCUGUAUAAAAGACACCUGUCCACAGAAGCAAUCAAUCAAUCAGAUUCCAAACUCUCCACCAUGGCCAAGACCAAAGAGCUCUCCAAGGAUGUCAGGGACAAGAUUGUAGACCUACACAAGGCUGGAAUGGGCUACAAGACCAUCGCCAAGCAGCUUGGUGAGAAGGUGACAACAGUUGGUGCGAUUAUUCGCAAAUAGAAGAAACACAAAAUAACUGUCAAUCUCCCUCGGCCUGGGGCUCCAUGCAAGAUCUCACCUCGUGGAGUUGCAAUGAUCAUGAGAACGGUGAGGAAUCAGCCCAGAACUACAUGGGAGGAUCUUGUCAAUGAUCUCAAGGCAGCUGGGAUCAUAGUCACCAAGAAAACAAUUGGUUACACACUACGCCGUGAAGGACUGAAAUCCUGCAGCGCCCGCAAGGCCCCCCUGCUCAAGAAAGCACAUAUACAGGGCUGUCUGAAGUUUGCCAAUGAACAUCUGAAUGAUUCAGAGGAGAACUGGGUGAAAGUGUUGUGGUCAGAUGAGACCAAAAUCGAGCUCUUUGGCAUCAACUCAACUCACCGUGUUUGGAGGAGGAGGAAUACUGCCUAUGACCCCAAGAACACCAUCCCCACCGUCAAACAUGGAGGUGGAAACAUUAUGCUUUGGGGGUGUUUUUCUGCUAAGGGGACAGGACAAAAUCUUGGGUGAGAACCUCCUUCCCUCAGCCAGGGCAUUGAAAAUGGGUCGUGGAUGGGUAUUCCAGCAUGACAAUGACCCAAAACACACGGCCAAGGCAACAAAGGAGUGGCUCAAGAAGAAGCACAUUAAGGUCCUGGAGUGGCCUAAGCAGUCUCCAGACCUUAAUCCCAUAGAAAAUCUGUGGAGGGAGUUGAAGGUUCGAGUUGCCAAACAUCAGCCUCGAAACCUUAAUGACUUGGAGAAGAUCUGCAAAGAGGAGUGGAACAAAAUCCCUCUUGAGAUGUGUGCAAACCUGGUGGCCAACUACAAGAAACGUCUGACCUCUGUGAUUGCCAACAAGGGUUUUGCCACCAAGUACUAAGUAAUGUUUUGCAGAGGGGUCAAAUACUUAUUUCCCUCAUUAAAAUGCAAAUCAAUUUAUAAAAAAAUUUAUAUGCAUUUUUCUGGAUUUUUUUGUUGUUAUUCUGUCUCUCACUGUUCAAAUAAACCUACCAUUAAAAUUAUAGACUGAUCAUUUCUUUGUCAGUGGGCAAACGUACAAAAUCAGCAGGGGAUCAAAUACUUUUUUCCUUCACUGUAGCUAAUAGGAAGUUAGCUAGCUUAUGACAUUUAAUUAACUUAGCUAAACUGUGUGUAAAGUUAGCUAGCUAGCUAGCAGCUCAGUUGAGUUAGCCUACAAAGUGGCCUAAUGUAGCCAGCUAGCUAAUAAUACAUCGUUUUUUAACGUUUAACAUUUUUAUUUACUUACUUGAAUAGGUUCUCCCAUGGCCUCCAUUUUUUGGGUCUUUAAAAAACCGAAAAUAAGGCAAAAAGUGGGUUUGUCACAAGAGCGGUUUAGAACGUGUUGUGAUGUUUGACUUUACCAGUGUAAUCCACUUUCAAUGUCAAUAAAUAUAAAUCGCAGACUGUCGGCCACGCUUGAAAACUAGCACUUGAAACUAGCAUACGCAACAACUCUCUACAAAAGGUGUCCUACUCGGACGGAAAACAGUGACGCACACUUCUACGGGCAUGUGGGUUGGAGGGUUCUUGAAAUGUAACAUCCAAUCAAAUCUUGCCGCUGGGAGCCAGCCGAUCAUUCAAAAUUCUCCAGAUCUCCAAGGGAGGUGUGACAUCGAUGUGAUUUUAGAGGUAUGGCAACACAAGACUAAUAGACCAAUAACAAAAAGUCAUUAUUGUUUUUUCUCAGAGUACAAUGACACGGAACAGGAGAGUAACGUGGCGUGCGUGGCGGGGGACUACUUUGAGCAGGAGGGCAAGGUGGGCGAGCAGAGGAAGGCGUGUCAGUUCAAGAGGAGCGAUCUAAGCCUCUGCUCCGGCCUCUCCGACUCCACCUUCGGUUACGCUGAGGGGAGACCCUGUGUCCUCCUCAAAAUGAAUAGGGUACCUCCUCCUUUCCCUCUUCAUAUUUGUUUCCCAAUUUACUUUCCACCCAAAGUGUGUACUUGCACACUCUCCGUCAUUUAAAACCAUUGGAUUGGUUUAAGCAUUGGCUGGAUGGAUUUUCCACCAUUGUUCAAUCCAUGACGGGGAAGUGCACAUUUUGGGAACAUUGUAGAGAAUUAGGAUGAAGCCAAUACUCACUGGAUGCAUGUCAUUGACUUUAAUACACUCGGGUCCUGAUGAAGCGCACAUUGGAUAAGUGCAGACCCAAUUAAAUUCAGGGCAGUGCUGUGUAGUCCACCAGUCCCAAUUCAAAUACAUUGUUCAUGGACACAUUCACAAGAGCCUUGAGCCAAUGUAUGUAUCAGUAGACGACAUUAGCCAAUAGUGGAUUUCUCUCCUCCUCAAUCUAGAUCUUUCCAUUUGCUUCUCUUUGUUACCAUUCUCUAUUAUUAUGUUUUGCUGUCCCUUUUCACCCUCUCUCCUUGUAAAGUUGAAGUCGGAAGUUUACAUACACCUUAACCAAAUACAUUUAGACUCAAUUUUUCACAAUUCCUGACAUUUAAUCCAAGUAAAAAUUCCCUGUUUUAGGUCAGUUAGGAUCACCACUUUAUUUUAAGAAUGUGAAAUGUCAGAAUAAUAGUAGAGAUAAUGAUUUAUUUCCGCUUUUAUUUAAUUUAAUUACAUUCCCAGUGGGUCAGAAGUUUACAUACACUCAAUUAGUAUUUGGUAGCAUUGCCUUUAAAUUGUUUAACUUGGGUCAAACGUUUUGGGUAGCCUUCCACAAGCUUCCCACAAUAAAUUGGGUGAAUUUUGUCUCAUUCCUCCUGACAGAGCUGGUGUAACUGAGUCAGGUUUGUAGGCCUCCUUGCUCGCACACGCUUUUUUCAGUUCUGCCCACACAUUUCUAUAGGAUUGAGGUCGGGUGCUUUGUGAUGGCCACUCCAAUACCUUGACUUUGUUGGCCUUAAGCCCAUUUUGUCAAAAAUUUGGAAGAAUGCUUGUGGUCAUUGUUCCAAUUGGAAGACCCCAUUGCGACACAAGCUUUAAAUUGUCUUCACGAUGUUUUCCUGAGAUGGUGGCUUCCUCAAUAUAUCAAUCAUAUUUUCCUUAAUCCUCUCGAAUGGCCCAUCUGUUUGUGAUGAAGGCAAACCUGACACCAGGCUUCCAUCCUCCUGCAGCAAAGCACACCCACAAAAAUGUCAUGAUGCAAGCUGCCACCGAAUAAAUCCAGUGGCUUCACGGUUGAGAUACGGUGUUCUUACCACCAGGCUUGCAGCAAGAGAACCUCCUAUGGUUUCCUCCAAACAGAACGCCAAGUGGGUCACUAAUGGAAUAGCCAAACAAUUUACAUGAUUGUCUGAGUUUCUAUCACAGACAAGAGGACAUUUCUAAAAAACAGUACGAUAUUUGUCCCCAGCCCCCGACCAUGCAGUUGGACAAAAAACCGUAUGUUUGCAUUAGUCUGGCUUUUUAUGGCGGUUUUGGAACAGUGGCUUCUUCCUUGCUGAGCGGCCUUUCAGGUUAUGUCGAUAUAGGACUCGUUUUACUGUGGAUAUAGAUACUUUUGUACCUGAUUCCUCCAGCAUCUUCACAAGGUCCUUUGCGGUUGUUCUGGGAUUGAUUUUUCCUUUUCGCACCAAAGUACAUUCAUCUCUAGGAGACAGAACGCGUCUCCUUCCUGAGUGGUAUGACGGCUGCGUGGUUCCAUGGUGUUUAUAUUUGCGUACUAUUGUUUGUACAGAUGAACGUGGUACAUUCAGGCGUUUGGAAAUUGCUCCCAAGGAUGAACCAGACUUGUGGAGGUCUACAAUUUUAUAAAUGAGGUCUUGGCUGAUUUCUGUUGAUUUUCCCAUGAUGUCAAGCAAAGAGGCACUGGGUUUGAAGGUAGGCCUUGAAAUACAUCCACAGGUACACCUCCAAUUGACUCAAAUGAUGUCAAUUAGCCUAUCAGAUGCUUCUAAAGCCAUUACAUCAUUUUCUGGAAUUUUCCAAGCUGUUUAAAGGCACAGUUAACUUAGUGUGUGUAAACUUCUGAUCCACUGGAAUUGUGAUACAGUGAAUUAUAAGUGAAAUAAUCUGUCUGUAAACAAUUGUUGGAAAAAUUACUUGUGUCAUGCACAAAGUAGAUUUCCUAACCGACUUGCCAAAACUAUAGUUUGUUAACAAGAAAUUUGUGGAGUGGUUGAAAAACAAGUUUUAAUGACUCCAACCUAAGUGUAUGUAAACUUUCGACUUCAACUGUAUAUGUUUCUAUCCCAUUGGAUUGCUCAGAGUAGACCACAUUGAUAAUAAUGAUUUAAAUUAGCCUAUUGUCUGACUGUGGCUCUCUGAUUUGUUGAUUGGUUAAUUGGUUUUCCAUUCACAGAUCAUUGGGCUGAAGCCGCGUGGAGAUCCCUAUGUCAACUGCACAGCAAAGGUAAAUGUCAUCAUAAUUUCAAUAUGUGUGUUUUGUCUGUGUUUGAAAAUAGCAAUAUACUCUGGUUACAUUUAUAUCAUUUUUGUUAUUUAUUGUUUAUGUUGAUAUUUGUGUCUUCUUUUUUCCUGAUUUGGUUUGAUUUUGUUUUUCUGCAUGCUUCCAGUUGAAGCUUUAGGGUAAGCUUAGCGAUGUGUAAGUCUAUUUGUUUAUACAGUAUGUAAGUUACUACCUUGUGGAAAUAACUUACAUUGUAGUAGCAACUUACAGGGUUGUUUUGUUGUCUCCCCCCCCCCCCCUUUUAAGUGCUCUAUUGUGUUAUGGGCUUUAUUCCAAAUCGCUUUUGCUUCUUUUGGUCCUGUUUGAUGCAGUAUACCAAUGUUAUAAUAAGAACCUUUUAGAAACUUCCAGUGUUAUUAUAAGAACUGGCCAUUGACUCUGACCUCUCAUGGAACCCAGAAAGAGUAGCUGUUGCUUAAGGUAAAAGCUAAUGGUUUUACAGUUCCUUGCAAAAGUAUUCAUCCCCCUUGGAGUUUUUCCUAUUUUGUUGCAUUACAACCUGUAAUUUAAAUGGAUUUUCAUUUGGAUUUCAUGUAAUGGACAUAGACAAAAUAGUCCAAAUUGGUGAAGUGAAAUUUAAAAAAAGUACUUGUUUAAAGAAAUUCUAAAAAAUUAAUAACGGAAAAGUGUUGCAUGCAUAUGUAUUCACCCCCUUUGCUAUUUUAAAAAAAAACCUUUAUUUAACUAGGCAAGUCAGUUAAGAACAAAUUCUUAUUUACAAUGACGGCCUACACCGGCCAAACCCAGACGACGCUGGGCCAAUUGUGCGGCGCCCUAUGGGACUCCCAAUCACGGCCAGUUGUGAUACAGCCUGGAAUCGAACCAGGGGGUCUGUAGUGACGCCUCAAGCACAGAGAUGCAGUGCCUUAGACCGCUGCGCCACUCGGGAGCCCGAGCUAUGAAGCCCCUAAAUAAGAUCUGGUGCAACCAAUUACCUUCAGAAGUCACAUAAUUAGUUAAAUAAAGUCCACCUGUGUGCAAUCUAAGUGUCACAUGAUCUCAGUAUAUAUACACCUGUUCUGAAAGGCCCCAGAGUCUGCAUCACUACUAAGCAAGGUGCACCACCAAGCAAGCAGCACCAUGAAGACCAAGGAGCUCUCCAAACAGGUCAGGGACAAAGUUGUGGAGAAGUACAGAUCAGGUUUGGGUUAUAAAAAAAUAUCAGAAACUUUGAACAUCCCACGGAGCACCAUUAAAUCUAUUAUUAACAAAUGGAAAGAAUAUGGCACCACAACAAACCUGCCAAGAGGGCUGCCCACCAAAACUCACGGACCAGGCAAGGAGGGCCUUAAUCAGAGAGGCAACAAAGAGACCAAAGAUAACCCUGAAGGAGCUGCAAAGCUCCACAGCGGAGAUUGGAGUAUCUGUCCAUAGGACCACUUUAAGCCGUACACUCCACAGAGCUGGGCUUUACGGAAGAGUUGCCAGAAAAAAGCCAUUGCUUAAAGAAAAAAAUAAGCAAACACGUUUGGUGUUCACCAAAAGGCAUGUGGGAGACUCCCCAAACAUAUGGAAGGUAUUCUGGUCAGAUGAGACUAAAAUUGAGCUUUUUGGCCAUCAAGGAAAACGCUAUGUCUGGCGCAAACCCAACACCUCUCAUCACCCCGAGAACACCAUCCCCACAGUGAAGCAUGCUGGUGGCUGCAUCAUGCCGUGGGGAUGUUUUUCAUCGGCAGGGACUGGGAAACUGGUCAGAAUUGAAUGAAUGAUGGAUGGCGCUAAAUACAGGGAGAUUCUUGAGGGAAACCUGUUUCAGUCUUCCAGAGAUUUGAGACUGGGACUGAGGUUCACCUUCCAGCAGGACAAUGACCCUAAGCAUACUGCUAAAGCAACACUAGAGUGGUUUAAGGGGAAACAUUUAAAUGUCUUGGAAUGGCCUAGUCAAAGCCCAGACCUCAAUCCAAUUGAGAAUCUGUGGUAUGACUUAAAGAUUGCUGUACACCAGCGGAACCCAUCCAACUUGAAGGAACUGGAGCAGUUUUUCCUUGAAGAAUGGGCAAAAAUACCAGUGGCUAGAUGUGCCAAGCGUAUAGAGACAUACCCCAAGAGACUUGCAAAAGGGGGAGGGUGAACAAAAUAGGAAAAAUGCCGAGGGGGGUGAAUACUUCUGCAAGCCACUGUACAUAACAGUGUAUGCAGCAUUAGGAAUAUAUCAAAAUCUUAGAUAAUAUAUUAUUCUUACGUACUCAUAUGUACUUGUAUAGAUCUGAAAAGAUUGGCUAGAUGUGCGCAAUAUGGCAAAAAUGACACACAACAUAUCAGAGGGCUAUUACCAGGGUUGAAAGUAAGCCGGUCCGGUACAGAGUACCGGCAAAAUAAAUAGUGCAGGUACAGCGUACUGCUUAAAUAUGAGCCUAUCACAAUAAUUAAUACAAAGAUGGCACGAAAACUGUAGGCUAUUACACAAUAAUUUAUCAUUACCACUUGUCAGCCACAUGAGAAAAUAGCAAAUGGGCUUGAAAACGGGUGGUAUACACUCCAAAAUGUGCUGUGGUUCGACAUGCACACUAACAUUUUGCGAAAGCAGAGAUGACUGGCCAGGACCGAGAUGCGCGCAGACAGCAGUGGACGCAUCAAUCAAUUCUGGCUAAAAGUGUGCAUACUGUAAUGACAAUCGUUGAAUGUGAUUAGCCUACACUUUUUGAUGUUUUAAUAGAUGUCCCUUUCCAUUCAUCAAAUGGCAGGUGCACAGUAUUUUAGAUGCUGGAAUUAUUUAGAUGAGUGGAUGAACGUGUGCAGGUAGAUUUGUUUGACAAUCAGAUGAAAACCUCAUGAAUGGUUGUGUUCUUGCCCCAUUAAAAGGUAAAUACAUUUUGACAGUUAAAUUACAUGUCUGUACUAUACUAAAAAUUGUGCAUGUGCCACAUAGGAGGUCUCAUACCAGGAAGAAAUUAAAUCUACUUUCACCCCUGCAUUUGACCUAGUGAUGCAAGAAUUUGAAAGACCGUUGGAUGGACGUAUUGUAUAUUCAACAGUUCUAUCCAACCCUUUCAGAUCUAUAUGAAGUCCCAACAGUCGAUUUGGGAUAGGAUAUACAUAUUCUUGCUGUUCUAUCGUUUUUCCUGUGUUGACUAUUAUUCUUUCUCUUCCUCCUUUUCCUCCUCAGAGGGACACCCCCGUACAGAUGCAGUACUUCCCUAGUGAGGGACGGUUCGAUAAAAUGUAUUUCCCUUACUACGGCAAUAAGCUUCACGUAAGUUUGGAUAAAAAGGUCAAUAUUUGUCCAUUUCUGUCUUGUCAUACUGGUUGGUGCUAUAUGGGAAAGCAUUAUUAUACAAUGAUGCAAGAAUUUGGAAGACCGUUGGAUGGACGUAUGGUGUAUACAACAGUCUUUGUUGGUCAAUUAUCAUUUUUUUCCACUUUGUCCCUCUUUUCUUUCCCACUCUAUUGCACUCUUACUGUGUGUCUCAACCUCCCUCUUUUUGGCCCUUCCUUCCACCUCUCUUUAUCUCUCUCUCUCUCCCAUCUCCUUUCUCUCUUUCUACUCCCAUUACCCCCCCCCCUCUGUCUGUAGGAGAGGUAUGUGCAGCCCCUGGUUGCAGUUAAGCUGUUGCUGAACAAGGACGACUACAACACGGAGCUGACCAUCGAAUGCCGGAUCGAGGGAUCUGACUUGCGCAACAACGACGAUCGAGACAAGUUCCUGGGCCGUGUCACCUUCCGAAUCACAGUCAAAGAGUAGGGAGUAGUGAGGAGGAGGCUAGUGUGGAGAAAUGUGGUUCUGACCUCCCCCGGACGAUUCCUAUUAGAAUAAGAUGGGCCUAAUUCCAAACCAAUCCCUCCACCUUUUCUCCAUAUCCUAGGCGAGGAACAUUCAAAUCUAGUAUUUUUCAUAUCACCUUGGUAGUUCAUUGAUUGGCCAGAUAGUCUACUCAUCUGGUGUUACAGGUCAGUCUCUGGUUAGGUGUGAUAGGGAAAGAUUAAAAACCAGUAGUGCUGUGAUCCCCGAAUCCUGGAUUUGAAUACCUUUCUCUUAGGCUAUUGUUGACACCAUCUUGUAUUUCUGAUAGGGUUCGAUAUGUGUUUAUUUAUUUAUUUUAUUUAACCUUUAUUU
This is a messenger RNA of Coregonus sp. 'balchen', 16542 nucleotides long. NCBI's taxonomy places the organism in Eukaryota, Metazoa, Chordata, Actinopteri, Salmoniformes, Salmonidae. The record is from the annotation of a GenBank genome assembly.